Messenger RNA from Lasiodiplodia theobromae, 945 nucleotides. RefSeq lists its product as uncharacterized. The transcript has a single exon. NCBI's taxonomy places the organism in Eukaryota, Fungi, Ascomycota, Dothideomycetes, Botryosphaeriales, Botryosphaeriaceae. Bases 1 to 945 code for a protein of 314 amino acids. The record is from RefSeq and is a predicted model, not a curated record.
AUGGCGCAUCAAACACACAAUAUACCUUGGGAGGCGCUGAGCUCAAGCUUCGACGCCGUCAAAAUCGGCGCCCGCGGAACACCAGAACGACACACGAUCCUCGAGACACAGAGCGGCGAGGCAGCUCAAAAGAAGCGGGAGCAUUUCGUCCGCGUUUUCAUGAAGACACUCGAGGACUUCUCAACCUCGGAGCGCAAGAAAUACCCCGCGGAGUUCGAAACCUACGACGACGAAGCCGUUAUCCUACCCGACGACGUGGCCCAGAAAGCCCAAGAGUACCUCCAUUCACCGCUCGUCUGGCCGAGCAGCAUGGACGUAACCCGUUUCAGCAAGGCCGCGGAUUGGAAGGAUGGUUUCAGUUCCGUCUGCGAUGACCGCGCCGAUGUCGUGAUGGCUCUGCUGGUCGUGAAUGAGAUUGAGCCGCUACUGAAAAUCGCCCACUUGGAGGCCGAACCAUUGAAGCAUCUUUGGAACUUCGGCGGUCCUAAUCCGGGAUUCAACAAUAUCGCGCGCGCGGCGCUGAUGUCUUACCUCUUCCUGAACGUCAUCUAUUGCAGGCCGCAGCUAUGGAUGCCCGAAGGGAGCGAGGGCGGUGGCAGGGGACCUCAGAGCGACUACAGAGUUAUGGGGGCAUUCGUGAAAGUCCUAAUGGGUGCCACUCAGUCCCGCGGGUCUGAUGCAUGGACAGUCCCCCACCGGCAGUUCUUUGGACGUGAGUUCUCCUAUGGAGAGAAUGGUCAGAAACUAAGGGAUGAGGGCGUCGACCCUCUGGCUCCGGAAAAUGCUGAGAGAUUGAAAGACUAUCUCAAGCUAUGCUGGAAUCAUCUCAUUCGUGUCCAUGUGGUGACGAAGGAGGCUGGCAUGGAUAUCGAAUGGCCUCGCUUGGUGAAAGAGGAAAUCCACUGGCUUUGGGGUCCCUCUGCAUUUCCAGAUCUCUACACAUGA